This is a messenger RNA of Eurytemora carolleeae, 1001 nucleotides long. RefSeq lists its product as uncharacterized. The record is from RefSeq and is a predicted model, not a curated record. Lineage: Eukaryota; Metazoa; Arthropoda; Copepoda; Calanoida; Temoridae. The coding region runs from base 138 to 497 and encodes 119 amino acids. The transcript is spliced from 4 exons.
AGGGGGUAGAUGAGUGUGUAGGGUUGAACCUGGAUAGUUUCUCCCAAAUACCUGUGAUAGAUCCUCAAACCGCCUUCAUACCUGCUGCACUCAACUUAUACAGGUUUUUAAGUUUGUCCCGGGCCCACUUAUUCUUCAUGAUAAACGACUGGCAGCAGGGUCCAGCUAUGCCUUGUGAUGGGAUGAACAGGGCUGCUGAAGUUUAUCAUCAUAUUAAAGGGAUUGAGAAAAGGCUGAGGGACUUCCUGUGUAAACUCAAGCUUGAGUUAAUAGAUGCCGGGGUUCAAGAUGCGGAUAUUCAAGCUGUUGUAGAACCUUCACUUAGUGUACAGAUAUACAGAUAUCCAUCAUGUACAAGCAGGAAGAUGAGAGAUUGUCUGGUCAUGAGUAAACUACAAGAGCUUUUUAAUCUUCCAUCCCUACUGCUGGAUAUACAGGAUAUACAAGAUACACAUGAUCACACUUCUCAUACUUCUGCAUCUAACGAGUCUGGUUGAGCUAGGUAAACAGUUUACCAGAUAUAAUAUCAGAAGAAUAAGAAGUUAAUAUGGCAGAAACACCAUACGUGGAAAAAUCAGAACUAGAAGUUUUAAUAGUAUCUGAUACACACACAGCCGGUGUACAUUUGAAUAUCCGAGCUGGGCCAACCUUUGCAGUCCUAGUUUAGACUGUACCGCCAAUUUACAAUUAUUACUAAAGCGGCGCGCAGACCUGUGUGGAUAUGCCUGAAGACGAGAGAAUAACGAAGACCAUAAACGUUAAAAAAUAGUUAUUACUUCGAAUCCAUGGCAUCAGAAGUGAACUAUCUGACAAGAAAAAAAACUAUCUGACUGACGUAUCAGAAAAAAAGCUAAUUAAAAAGAUCUGACAAAUCAGAAUUUUUUUAUUCCAUCAGAAAAAAUCUAUCUUAACAAUAAAAAAAUAGGUAUCUGAUUACUUAUCAGAAAUCGACUUUCUGGUGUAUUAAUGACGAAUAGUAUUCGAAAUUGUACUUUGUUAAC